AUGGCGACCGACGCGACGAAGAACGCGGCGAAGGUGUGGGAGGCGGAGCAGAUCGAGACGUCGCGCGGUUCCCUCGACGCGCGACGGUCGCGCUCGCUCGACCGCGGCGCGUCCGCCGCGCGCGCCGACGCGCGCGACGACACUCGCACCCCCCGCGACGACCAGGACGACGACGACGACCACGGCCUCGCGCGACGCCGCGACGGCAUCACGAUGACCUGGCGCGACCUGCGCUACGUCGUGCACCCGAACGGCCCGUCGAAGCCGUCGAAGGAGGUGCUGAGGGGCCUCACCGGUGCGGCGCUGCCGAGGCACGUCAUGGCGCUCAUGGGUGCGUUCUCUCGCGUGGUGAACGCCGUUUCUUAAGGACUUUUGCCGUCGAUUCUCUCUGCGCCCACACCUCGCUUUCAAUACCCGCCCUCGACGCCUUUCAACUCCGCUUCUGACGCCUUUCAACUCCACCCCGACGUUCGCUCGUAAAGGCCCCACCGGCUCGGGGAAGACGUCGCUGCUCAACGUCCUGUCCGGCCGCGUGCCGUCGGGAGGGAUGGCGAGUGGAAAUGGCACGCGGGAGGCAAAGGAACGAGGCGCGCGCGGCGCGGACGACGCGCGCGAUCGAACCGCGCGCGGACGCGUCGCGCGCGCGCGAAAUCGAAAACGCGGAGAGAGACGCGCGCGCGCCUUCGCGCGGGCGAUUCAGAUCACGCGACCGCGGUGGCGCGAAGCGUCGAGGGCGACUCGCCUUCCCAAGGAUGAGGAUCUG
Molecule: messenger RNA, 763 nt
Organism: Micromonas pusilla CCMP1545
Lineage: Eukaryota; Viridiplantae; Chlorophyta; Mamiellophyceae; Mamiellales; Mamiellaceae
Exons: 1
Coding region: 1-366 (121 amino acids)
Source: RefSeq, a predicted model, not a curated record